AUGUCUGGGAAGUGUUUUCUAAGAGCACAGAGCAACUGUCUUCCAGGGGUAGCCACAGUUGUACCUCAACAGAAUUCAGUGACCUAUGAGGAUGUUCACAUUGACUUCACUGAGGAUGAGUGGAUUUUGCUGAAUCCUUUCCAGAAGAGUCUCUACAUAGAUGUGAUGCUGGAGACAUACAGGAACCUCACCGCUCUUGGGAUGAGAGAAACCAUAAUGGACAUAAGCCCUCUGAAUAUCCUCAAUGUGAUAAAGUCUUUGCGUAUCAUAGUCACCUUCAAAGGCUUGAAAAAUUUUAUGCUGCAGAGAAGCCCUAUGAUGUACACAUGCUGA
Molecule: messenger RNA, 333 nt
Organism: Microtus oregoni (creeping vole)
Lineage: Eukaryota; Metazoa; Chordata; Mammalia; Rodentia; Cricetidae
Product: zinc finger protein 124-like
Exons: 4
Coding region: 1-333 (110 amino acids)
Biological process (GO): regulation of DNA-templated transcription
Source: RefSeq, a predicted model, not a curated record